Venturia canescens is the source of this 6613-nucleotide messenger RNA. RefSeq lists its product as uncharacterized. The transcript is spliced from 9 exons. The record is from RefSeq and is a predicted model, not a curated record. Lineage: Eukaryota; Metazoa; Arthropoda; Insecta; Hymenoptera; Ichneumonidae. Gene Ontology annotation, cellular component: ubiquitin ligase complex. Gene Ontology annotation, molecular function: ubiquitin binding; metal ion binding; ubiquitin-protein transferase activity. Gene Ontology annotation, biological process: proteasome-mediated ubiquitin-dependent protein catabolic process; protein linear polyubiquitination. Bases 1519 to 6429 code for a protein of 1636 amino acids.
GAGAGCUAAGAGAGAGACCAGUAUCUUUGUCGAAAUAGAGUUCACCUCACGGCCAGAGUGUUUGUAGUCGGAGAGCUACAAAGAGUGGAAUAUUAAGAAAAAAUUGAAGAAAGUACUGUCGGAAAAUGGAGUAGAUAAAAAAAAACAAAAAUUGCGAGAUUUUUCAUUGACACGAAAAUAGUACGUGAAAUAAUUUCAUUUGCAAACGAGAUAAUAUUUUAAGCGGUCUAAAGGUGGCUGAGAACGUGAAAUUGAGCCUGAAAUACGUGACCGAUAAAUGGGGGAUAAAAUCGUGAGGAAACUACCCAAAUGAUCGAUCGAUUACCAUUCCAAUAGUUUGGGCUUGAUGUAAAUCUUUUUGGAGAUUGAAAAAAUAUUUUUUGAGUGGUGGAAAAAUAAAACGUGUCCAAAGUUCGGAAUUUUUUUUUUUUUAAGGCCCUACCAGGGAGGCUGGGAACGAAGCUAAUUUUUAGUACACUCACGUGACGAGACAACAGAAUGAAAAAAAUUAAAUUCCCUCCUCGUUAUUCGAUCUGUCCGGAGAUAACUGAAAAACACUUUUUUUGCUAAAUUCCACUCGUCCGAGCCACCUUAAGUGUGUCCCCGGCUAUUCGAAGCUUCGUGUUGCCUCAUUGGUUGUUUGGAAUACGAUUGAGAAAGACGACGAAAGUGCGAGUGAGAAAACUCCACAUUUUUCAAUCCCUUCUUGCGACGAGCCGGUUCUUCUGUUUUUGUUCUUAUAAACCCAACGUAAAACUCGUUUUUAAAGGAAAAUAAUGACGCACGACUCACCGUGAUGUUUGGAUUUUGCAAAAAAUUUUAAUUUUUAAUUUUUCAUUUUAAUGUUUAUAUUAUAAUUUUUAUUUUUUUAUUAGAAAAUGAAAGAUUUAUUGAUCCAAAUUUUCAAAGCAAUUUCCCGGAUCGAAAAUCAUUUUUUUUCUCUUCGUUAACUCAUUGGAUGACAGAAAAAAUUGGGAAAAACGAACUCGGUUUGUCUAGAAAGCUCAAUCUUUUGAAAAUCCGUAGCCAUCAGACCGUCAAGGAAUUACUAACAAUUGAUAUCUCAAUGAACAACAAUUAAAAAUUCAUCAGCGUUUCAUGGAAGCCAAAAUCGUUGGAGAACGUUUCGGGAUGAGAUUCUCGAGACUCUGUAUCGCGACAAGAUGAGCCGAAGGAGUUGAAAUGUGUUGAGUGCACGUGUGUGUGUCGAUGGUUAUACAUCGAGUGAAGAGGGAGUGAGAAAUCGUUCAUUCCCCCGUUCUCCGAGGCAGUAUUAAAAGCUGAGCUUUCGAGAUGUUGGAUUCCGUUGGAAGGGCUCUUUAAAAGCGCGAAUUCUAUAAAUAAAACACGAACUAUGUGGAAAACACACGUCGGUGGAAUUGAGUGAAAGAGGAGCGACGCUGCGGAGUGGGGAGUGGCAGGGUUGGUGGAAGGGUUAAAAAAGAUCGGAGGGGGAUCGAGCGUGAGAAAAGAGAUCGUGAGAGAAAGAGAGAAAGCGACGGGAGUGGGGUGAAAAAAAUGGUCGAACGUGUGGUAUGCAGUGGCGAAGAAGAAACGAAUUCGGCGAGGAAAAUUGCCAGUUGCAACGUUGAUCGUGAGGCGGGAGCUCACGAGGUCACCGGAAGGCUAGAAACCCAUGGAAAGUCCCGUGACCCCGAAGCGUUCAAGGCCAUCGAGUCGUUGAAGCGAGACAGAAGGGAGAGUCCGAUCGGUGGGGCGACGGGAAAAUUCUCGUUGUUCAAGUGGUUUAAACGGGGCUCGAGGGACUCGAACUCGUGGGAAAAUCGAGAUAAAAAUUCGGAUCGCUUAAAAUGUAAUCGGGAUAGUUCGGAUUUGGAAGAAAACGAAAUAGCGAGUGAGCUGUCGAGCAACGAAAGUGUUGAGACUCUUUACAGCACGGCGACUGUUAAAAGUUUUGCUUUCCGGAGCGGCACCGUCGGCAAAGAUCCGAAAUACCCUGGACGAGAACAUUUUCCUUACGAUUUUGGCAACACUACGACCCGCAGCGUCGGUCCUUUCGGCGUCGGCGCUUCGAAAAUCACGAGCAAACCAGAACUCAACAGAUUCGAUGUCACCAAAACACUUCCGGCCAAUGUUCUGUCCAAACGACGCGAUAUUACGGCCCGAUAUUCCCUCCAGUCGUGCAACGGCUCCUCCAGCGGAUUCGGCUCCUGCGACCACCUCGCCAGCCCCCGUAACGCCCUCCUAGACAAACGCAACGACCUCAAUGAUCGAGGAAGCGGGAGAGUUCACGUGAGAGGCAAAAGAAGAGCGCCGAACCCACCGAUCGAGCUUGCGAGGACGAAAAGAAACGAGGACGCUUUGAAACACCCGAUAAAUAGGGCGCGAGGGAAAAGGAGACCCGCGCCAAAACCACCGGAAGUGAAACCUGACCAGUUGAGGAUUUCGGAUAACUCGGUCAGUGCGGAAAAGCCCCUCGAUCCGAAUUCCCCGACGCAAAAACAUACGGAAACACCCGAAAACUCGUCGGCGAGUGCCGCUUUGACAGUUGACAAAGAAACCGGAAGUUAUACUCCCAAUCAACACACCCCGAGUUCGGACGAACGACUGAAGCGAAAAACGGAAAGUGUCCUCCAACCGGAUGUCAAAGAAUCCGAAAAAUCGAGGAGAACGAGACUCGAAGAAAUCCCAAUCGCGAGUGAAGUAACGCAAACACUCGAAGAAAACGAAUCGCCUGCUUCGAACCCCAGGAACUUAAAACUCAUUGAAAUUUCGGCGCAAGCUUCUCCGAGAACGUCGAACACCGUCGCCGAAAACAGAUCAACGUUUUCGGAUAGGAAAUUCGAGAUUAAAUUCGACGUCACAAGAGAGCAACGAGAGAGUUCGCCAAUUUCGACACCGGCCCGGACCAAAGACGACGUACGAGUUUUAAUUACGGAUGGUGAAAAUUCGGAAGUCUCGGAGGAAGCGAAAUCGAUAUUCGAUCUCCCAGGAUCGAUAAGCAACGACAGUCUCGUUCUUCGAGGCGGAGUUUUGCUUUCAAAGAGAGACAUUAACGCGCCACGGACUUCCGGAACGAGUUCGGAUGCUCCGGAGCUCAGAGUAAAUAUCGCUCGGUCAAAGGGACGAAUUUCGGUGACAACGGGUUCCCAAACGUCAAUGUCGGCGAUGCCACGACCUUGGUACAAGCGGAGUGUUUUCGAGCAUUCCCGAGACUCGGGAACGUCGAGGAGAAACGAUUUUUUGCGGAACACGAGCCAACCAGAAGCGCGGGAGGAGGGCGCUGCAAACGCAUCGAUCCCUGGGAAUUCGGUCAGCAAAUUACGUCACAUUGAGAAAAAUCAAGAUUGCGGAACACUCUCGAGGCUGAAUUUCUUUCAUCGAAGUGAAAAAUCUACGGAGGAACGUAAAAAGGAAAACAAAAGAAAAUCGGGUGUUUCGAUGCUCGCGAAUAUCAGCGAACUCGAUAAAGAAGCUGCGGCGAUCGUCCAGGAGGAACAAGCGCGAACGAGGGCGGCCUCGAUGCUUCUGCAAGCUUCCAAAUCGGAUGGUGAAAAAGUUCGGAACGAGACCGAAGACAUAGUCCAAGAAAUGGUCACUUCGGCCAUGGAAAGCUCUCCGAAAAGAGGCACUCGAGCUCUCAUUUCGAAGUUCAACGCGAUCGGCAACAUCACCAAAGUCACGGUGAACACGAGCUUCUUCGCGAGGCAACCGUACGCGAGGGACGCGAGGACCGAGAAGAAUGAAUUUCCGAAAAAUCCACGAGACAACGAAUGGCGGGAAAAAACGAGAUUCGAAAAGUCGGCUAAUGUUCGGACGGACAAAGAUUUGUCGAGGUAUUUUUUGCCCGCGGAAAAAGUGGCGAAGAACCGAAAAGUGGAGGGGAACGGGGAAAAAUCCAGCCAAGUAUUAACGAGCAACGACAUUUCGGCGCGUUUGUCAUUCUUCCAAAAUGUUUCGGCAAUGGACAGAAACGCGCAUCCAGAGAAUCGGGAAAUUUCGAUCGAAGCGAAAAUCGAUCGGCUCAACGAGCAGGUUUUAUCGAGGCGGGAAAGCAAUCGGGACUUUGAAAAUUCGCCGAAAUUUUCGAGACUUCGGAUCAACGGUUUGAACGAGGAAUCGGUCAAAUCGAGUCGGCAGAUGAGCGAGGAGAGUGGCAAAGCUAAUUGCGAAGUGCGCAAAGAUUUUUCGGACAUUUUCCGGGAAAUCGGAAUCGAAAGCCGCGGCAAAGUGUCCGAACAGGCAAGCUCCGCCGCGAGUCAAGUAAGCAAAGUUCUCGAUAUUCUUGUGGAAGCGGAAAAAAAUGAUCGGCGAAGAACGAGCACGGGAAUAAAAAAUUCAGAGGACCAAGAUAAAGAGGAAAAACCGAAAUUCCCGGUCACCGAAAAUCCUAUGAAAACGGAUUUGCGAGAAAUGCUUAAAGAAAUGAAGCACUCCUUGCCGAAGCGUCCGAAACCGAGCAAAACACGGGACCAGCAGCCGGCGCCGAAACCGGAAGAGAAAGCCGAAGAUAAAAAAUCGGCGAAGGAGAAAAAGAAAGAAUUUUUUUUAUCGGCUACCGAGAAACCGGCACUUUUGAGUCCGGUAACGGUCGUUUGUCCCCCGACGAUAAGAAACGCUCCGAUUUUUACGGAGCCGGCCAAGCCGGUUUGUCGGGAAACCGAAGACCGUGAACACGAUCGGCAAAAAGUUUCUUCGGCGGUUCAAACUUGCGGUAAUUUGCGUAAGAAAAUUUCGGCCCCACAGACUAAAAUCGGAUCGCCGAACAGUCCAAAAAAAGACGUCUCUCUUGGAGGAGCCAGCGGCAGUGGAAUCCCAGGCACUUCCGGUCUGACGAAAAAUCAUUUUCAGCUUAUACGGCCUCGGGAAUUCGCCCAAAUAGAGGCCAUAAAAACUAUGAAAAAUGGACCAUCCGAAAAUACCUACGCGAAUGUAAUCGAACAAUCUUUGUACGCGAACGCUCUGGUGCCACCUCGACACGAAAGUAACUCCGUCGCUCCUCGAAAUGGUGAAACCUCGAAACCUUUUCCUCGUGACAAAGCAUCCGAAAUUACAGGAGAAAUAAACGAAACGGAAACGAUCGGAUCUCAAGACUCACGGACAGUCGAGUCACAAAAUAUGAAUACCCUGGCCGUGAAUCGUUUACUGAGAAAAUUAGAGGCUGCAAUCGCCUCGGGACACCAUCAACAAGCAGCUGGCCUUGCAAAAGAACUCGCCAGACUAAAAAUUCACUGUUCCGUCGUGCGUCAACGACCCAAAACUAAAGAAAUCGUCAACGUCAAUAUGUACAUUGAGGACAAAUUAGCUCAUCAAGGGCCUAUACCACUUAGGCUGACACGGAGCAUGACAGUGGCACAAUUGAAGGCGAAAGUUUUCACCGAAUUCGAAAUUCCGACCCACGUGCAACGUUGGAUCGUGGGAAAAAAUUUGGCCGACGACGACUCGUCGAAGCUCGAGGACUUGCAGGCUGUCGAUGGCUCGCCUGUUUUCUUGUAUCUCGUUGCACCAGAAACAAAAAAUGAUGAAGCAGGAAUACAGGACGAAACUGUAACCCUGGCCGAAAAAAUUCCACCAGAAAAUGACGAACAUUUACAAACCAAGGAAGUUACGAAAUUUGUGGAAAUCGAGGAAUCACCAAAAGCUUUAUCGGAAUGUCAGACUAUCAACGAAGAGGAGGACGAAGAAAGCAUAUCGGAAGAAGUGAGAAUGGAGCGAUACGAGGCUCUCAUAUCUUUGGAGAAUUGUGACGUGAUACCAAAUUCAGAGCCGAUCGAGUGUCCCAUUUGUUUCGUGACGUACGGGCCUCAGGAAGGAGUUAUUUUGAGGGAUUGUUUGCACAUGUUUUGCAGGCCUUGCAUAGCAAAUACGAUUCGUUAUUGCGAGGAAGCUGAAGUCAAGUGUCCGUUCAGAGACACAGAAUACACGUGCGAGUCGACGCUUCAAGAACGCGAAAUAAAGUCUUUGGUCGAACCGGAAGUGUAUCAGCAGCACCUGGCGAAAUCGAUAACCCAAGCGGAAAACAACGCGGGCAACAAUGCAUUUCAUUGUAAAACGCCCGAUUGUCCUGGCUGGUGCAUCUACGACGACAACGUUAACAAUUUUUUGUGUCCCGUGUGCGGCGUCAACAAUUGUCUGACUUGUCAGGUGGUUCAUACAGGAAAAAACUGUCGUCAGUACCAGGAGGAAUUGAGACUCUCAAAGGAAACGGACCACGAAUCGAAAAGGACUGCAGCAAUGCUCGAGGAGAUGGUUGACCGGGGCGAAGCGCUUCCGUGUCCAACUUGCGCGGUUGUCCUCAUGAAAAAAUGGGGUUGCGACUGGCUUCGUUGUUCCAUGUGCAAAACGGAAAUCUGUUGGGUCACGAGGGGUCCUCGUUGGGGUCCGGGAGGAAAAGGUGACACAUCAGGAGGUUGCCGGUGCGGCGAGAAGGGCGUGAAGUGUCACCCACGCUGCAAUUAUUGUCACUGAAUCGAUGGAGUCCUCAAAUUUUCAACGAAAAAAGGGCAAAAAACUCGAAUUAAAUAACAAAAUCACAAACAAAAAUGAAAACACAGACAACGAAAGUGUCUUUUCGUGUUAUUUUUUUCUUUUUGUACCACAAAAACCUCGCAACAUUUGUAACUUGAAAUAAAUUAUAUCUACGUAAAAUUGA